Messenger RNA from Paramecium tetraurelia, 390 nucleotides. RefSeq lists its product as uncharacterized. The transcript has 2 exons. NCBI's taxonomy places the organism in Eukaryota, Ciliophora, Oligohymenophorea, Peniculida, Parameciidae. The record is from RefSeq and is a predicted model, not a curated record.
AUGGCAGAAGAGAUUUCAAUAACAUUUGAUGAAUAAAACAAGAUCAGAGUGUUAGAUGCUGAGAAGUAUAGAGAGACAGAAUAGUUGAAAAUAGAGAGCAUGGAUUUUAUUAAAAAGGUGCUUGCUUUAGAUGAGGUGGUUCAAAAUUUGAAUGAGACACUUGAAGAAUAUUCAAAAAAAAUAGAGAUUGAGAAGUUGAGAGCAAUAGGAGAGAGAAAUAAAGUAGAAACAGAGUAGGAAAACAGAAAGAAGAAAUUGAUGGAGUUAUCGAACAUUUUGAAUGAGAGAAAGGCUGAAUUGGAUAGAUAUCAAAUUGAACUUGAUAGUCUAUAGAAAGUCGAAUAGGAUCAAAGAAUACUAAUAGAGAAGCUUAGCAACAAUGAAGCAUGA